Messenger RNA from Scleropages formosus (Asian bonytongue), 2327 nucleotides. RefSeq names its product solute carrier family 11 member 2 (gene slc11a2). Gene Ontology annotation, cellular component: endosome membrane; plasma membrane; lysosomal membrane. Gene Ontology annotation, biological process: iron ion transmembrane transport; manganese ion transport. The coding region runs from base 427 to 2163 and encodes 578 amino acids. The transcript is spliced from 16 exons. Gene Ontology annotation, molecular function: manganese ion transmembrane transporter activity; iron ion transmembrane transporter activity; cadmium ion transmembrane transporter activity. NCBI's taxonomy places the organism in Eukaryota, Metazoa, Chordata, Actinopteri, Osteoglossiformes, Osteoglossidae. The record is from RefSeq and is a predicted model, not a curated record.
GAUGAAUUAGUUCAGUGAUUAUUUGCUGUGUGACUGACUAAUAAAAGUAUUUUGGAGUCAGCUUCUAUGUGUCUCUGUUGGGGGGGGAAGAUUAUUAAAGCUUUUUUAGAAGUUACUAAGACUGGGACAGUAUUCUGUGAGAGUAGAAUUUGUAGAGAUCAAGUGGUCAUGACCAGGCUGCUUACCAUAUCCGGAAAAGUGGUAGUUACUUUGAGAAAUGCAGUCACAUGUCACAGCAGGAAGUUUCUGGCAAACGUGUCGGCAAGGCUGCUUUUAAGCUUUGAGAUAAUUGCAGAAGUCGGUUUGGGACCAAAUAAAUAGAGAGGCUGCAAGGGAAGGGCUGAGAUGAAAAUAGCUGGUUAGGAGCAAGACGUUGAUGCAUACAUCCCAGACAGGCUCAGUGGAAGAAAAGGACCGAAGCGCAUCAUGAGCGAGCAUUCCAGGCUCAAGGAGGCUCAUGAAAAUGGAAUUAUUCCGACCUCAUCUCCACAGUACAGCUCUGUGUCUCCUACGUACCCACCAUUGUCUGAAGAGGAGCCCUUCUCCACGUACUUUGAGGAGAAGGUCCCCAUUCCUGAAGGUGGUGAUGAGAUGGGCUUUAGUUUCCGCAAGCUCUGGGCCUUCACAGGACCAGGUUUCUUGAUGAGCAUUGCCUAUUUGGAUCCUGGCAACAUUGAAUCUGACCUACAAUCUGGCGCCAUAGCGAAAUUUAAGCUACUUUGGGUUUUGCUGGGGUCCACGAUCAUUGGACUGCUGCUACAAAGACUGGCAGCACGUCUUGGGGUUGUUACUGGCAUGCACCUGGCUGAAGUCUGCAACCGCUACUAUCCCACGGUGCCCCGUAUUAUAUUGUGGCUAAUGGUGGAGUUAGCCAUUGUUGGAUCAGAUAUGCAAGAAGUCAUUGGCUGUGCCAUUGCUUUCAGUCUCCUUUCUGCGGGCAGGAUCCCGUUGUGGGCAGGUGUUCUAAUCACCAUCUUUGACACUUUUGUUUUCCUUUUUCUGGACAAGUAUGGUCUGAGAAAACUUGAAGCAUUUUUUGGGUUUUUAAUCACAGUCAUGGCUGUUACUUUUGGAUAUGAGUAUGUGGUGGUUCAUCCGAAUCAGGGGGAGCUUCUGAAGGGGAUGUUUUUGCCGUACUGCAAAGACUGCGGGCCUGUCCAGCUGGAACAAGCAGUGGGAAUAGUUGGCGCAGUCAUAAUGCCACACAACAUCUACUUGCAUUCUGCUCUCGUAAAGUCUCGGCAGAUUGACCGCACUAACAAGAAGGAAGUGAAGGAAGCCAACAAGUACUUCUUCAUUGAGUCAACCAUAGCUCUCACGGUUUCCUUCCUCAUCAACGUCUUUGUGGUGGCCGUUUUUGCUGAGGCCUUUUAUGACCGCCGUAACAUUGAUGUGAAUGAUAAGUGUAAUCAAAGUGGCAGCCCACACAGUGACCUCUUUCCCCGGAACAAUGGUACACUAGAAGUGGAUAUCUAUAAAGGAGGAGUGGUUCUUGGCUGCUAUUUUGGCCCUGCAGCUCUUUACAUUUGGGCAGUUGGGAUCCUUGCUGCAGGACAGAGCUCAACCAUGACGGGGACCUACUCUGGGCAGUUUGUUAUGGAGGGUUUCCUGAACUUGCGCUGGUCUCGUUUUGCACGGGUGCUGUUGACACGCUCCAUCGCCAUCACCCCAACCCUGCUGGUGGCUAUCUUCCAGGAUGUCCACCAUCUCACGGGCAUGAAUGACUUCCUCAAUGUGCUGCAGAGCAUGCAGCUUCCAUUUGCUUUAAUUCCAAUCCUCACAUUCACGAGCAUGUCCACCCUUAUGAGUGAAUUUGUCAACGCCGUGGUGUGGAAGAUCGGUGGAGGGAUUGUGAUCCUGGUGGUUUGUGCCAUCAACAUGUACUUUGUGGUUGUGUACGUCACCACCCUGAAUAACACCUUGCUUUAUGUGCUCACUGCCCUCCUUUCCAUUGCCUACCUGUGUUUUGUGGCUUAUCUGGCUUGGAAGUGCCUCAUUGCCCUGGGCAUGUCUUGUUUGGACAUUGGAAGCAGGAUGCAGAUGCAACUGGGGCUAAGAAGCCAUAGAGGCAUUCACAUGUUAAAUGGCAUGGAAAACAAUCCAAGUAGAGAAAUGGAAGACAGCAGCCCAUCAUUCCUUAUAAAGGCAGAACAAGAGACAUAGAACAGGAAAGGUGUACAAAAAGAAGUAACACUUUUCCUUGGUUGUAUGCAAAAGAAAAAAAAAUCUGAUCCCACGCAUGUACCUCUUCUUCUGUACCUUAAAUUACUUAUAAAUAAAUUUAUGCAGAAAAAUGUAUUGCUUACUUUAUAGUUAUUUUGGUUGUU